Molecule: messenger RNA, 873 nt
Organism: Adineta ricciae
Lineage: Eukaryota; Metazoa; Rotifera; Eurotatoria; Adinetida; Adinetidae
Source: the annotation of a GenBank genome assembly
AUGUCUACUACAUUAAUGACGAUGGUGAAUGGCGGUAGGCUACAGCCGACAAGGCCAACGACGUUACUACUACCGAAAAAUCAGCCUCAUUUAUACAACUAUUGGACACUGCAUGACCGUUUACGAUUACAAAAUGCACAAUUAAUAAAACAGCAACAAUCAUCAUGUCGAAUGAUAAUCUAUUCUCUAUGGUUAUUCAUAUUUUCAUCGGUAACGUCGGUAGUUAUUUAUCGUUUUACAGAUCAGUGCUCCGAAACGAAACAGGGAAAGAUUUUAUUCCUUAAAUGCCUCAGAUAUUGGCUUUUACUUGUGACAAUUGGUAUUAGUGUGUUCACUUGUUGCGGUGUUAUAUUUGGUGCUGGUAGAUACGUUCGUUGGCGACCUCGACGAUUUCAAAAAGAAAAUCAACUCCAAUUCAAUUUGCAGAACAAGAGUAUUUUAUUACCGAUGACAAAUCUUUCACAUUCAAGCCAUUAUUCAACGCCAUUAACAGACGACAGUCCUCUAGCGUCAUGCCGAAAGUAUUUGAAACCGAAUGAUCUUAAUUCAAAUACAACGGAAAUGUCUUCAUUAACAAAUGUUUCAUUGCAACGUAAAAUACCACCGUACGAUUAUGAAGAAUUACCAAAUAUAGUGAAUUCGAGUAGAAAUACGUUUCUACUACUUCCAAGAUCAUCCUUACUAUCGAGUUUAUCAACGGAGACAGGUUCAAACGAUCAUCAAAGUAAGCCGAAUGGUGUGAAGAGCAAAUCUACUUCAGUUGAUCAAAAUACUCGUUCCAACACAUCAUCUAUUUCGCACACGAUUUACCUAGCUGGAGUUGACGUGUGGCAAAAGCAGCAACGGCAAGAGAAUCUAUCUUCAUUUUAUUGA